AUGGAGGGUGUGGCUGCCUUCUCGUUGGCAUGUAAUGUUAUACAAAUUGCCGAACUCUCUCGAAAGAUCAUCGCAACCGCAAAGGAGAUCCAAACUUCUCGUAACGGCUUACCGAAAGACCACGAAGAUCUACAUAGAGCCGUGGAGAUCCUACGUCGAGAUGUUGCGGACCUGCAGCAGAAUCACAACGGCGACAUUAUCCAGAGUCUCGCUGUUCAAAGCGAGGUCGCUAUAAACGAGCACAUAGCUCUCUUGGAUUCGCUUCGACUGAAGGGUCCCCGUACCUUCCUUCAUGCCUCGGCUGCAGCAUUCAAAGCACGGCGCAAGCAGCGCCAGCUGUACGAGUCUCAGGCAAAAGUUGACCGACUAUCAGAAGAGCUUAAGGCGCACAUUGUCAUGACCCGCAUCCCGAACAUAGAUCGCAAUGUUGUCCACCUUGGCGAUAAGAUAGCGUCACACAACUUCUCCAUCGACCAUGACAUGAAGAUCAUCGAGCAGCACCUGAGCAGGGUUCGCAAAGUAACUGAAAAUAACUCGAACACCGCGAACGCUACAGCAGAGCUCGUGGUAGAGUUACAAAGAUGGCUCAAAGAUCAACAAGAUUCCCAGGCGAAUAGGCAGUGUCUACACGCACUCUAUUUCUCAGAACUCAGGAGUAGAGCCGAUCAAGUAAAGCGAGCGCAUGAAGACACGUUUGGUUGGAUCUUCGAUGGGGCUGGAGACCUGUUUGGAUCUGUUCACAGAAAUAAGUUUAAGAACUGGUUACGGCUGGACGAUCCUAACAGAAACGUGUUCUGGGUGUACGGAAAACCUGGUGCGGGGAAAAGCACUUUGAUUAAGGACGUUUUGUGGAAUGGCUUCCAGGAUCUUUUGAACUUGGCGCCGAGCUUCAACAUAUUUAUGUUGUUCAUCAUCGAUGGCCUCGACGAGUUUGACGACCGUGCAGAGAUACGUAAAAAUUCGGCGCCGGAUGUACAAGACUUACUACGGCUGCUUCGCGCUAUACAGGCAAGUCCUUCAGCAAAGCUUUGCGUGACUAGUCGACCCCUAAAUGAGUUUGAGAUACAUUUGGGGAAGGAUGGAGACUUCUGCAUACCCAUACACGACUUGACCUCAAGGGACAUCAAAGCAUACACCGAAGAUACGCUGAGGAAACACCCUGCGUUUGCGCAACUCGUAUCACAGGAUCCUGGCUAUGCAACCCUCAUCACAAGUAUCACCUCCGCUGCGGAAGGAGUCUUCCUUUGGGUCUACCUCGCAUGCAAUUCUUUGCUCAACGGGUUAACUAACGCGGACCGUGUUUCUGACCUCCAAGGGCGACUGAUGCGUCUUCCCCACGAACUGGAUGAAAUGUACAUGCACAUACUGUCAACUAUUGAGCCUGAGUAUCGCAGAAACACCGCUCGCUCACUCUUACUAUGUACAAUGCCCGAACAGGAGACACUUCUUACACACCAUUACUUGGACGAUGAAAGUCGCAAACAGAUAUUAGAUGCCCCGAGCCUUCAACAGUUCAUGAACGGUGAAGACGUGGUAUUAUUCGCGGCCACAGUUCGUAGAAGAUUCAACGCGCGCACUAGAGGGCUGUUAGAAUUCAGAGCCUCCCGACGGGGCUAUCAGAUCGAUGAGUUUCGUGGAGUCCAGCACGAGAUAUCAGAGCUGGGCCUCGAAUGUGUCGGACUAGCACACAGAUCUAUGGCAGAACUUCUUGACAGAAAUGAUAUGAAACACCAGAUCAUGGCCGAAGCCGGUAUGGCAUUCGAAAUGCCUGAGCUUUAUGCCCAAGCAUCGAUGGCCGCUCUCAAGGCAGAGGCAUCUAUCGCAUGGACGCUUGGUUCGACUCAGGAUAGUGGGUAUCACUUCGGGAAGAAAGAUCCAAAUGAUGUGGAAAAAAAUCUCUGCACUUUACUGUACAAUUUAGUGCGAAUUAUGGAACAGACAGAGGAAGAGCAGAUGAAAGCACACUGGUCCAAACUUGACGAUUUACUCAAUUUCCCAUUCACACAGGAGAUGAAGCUCAAGGAUAUCAUCAUGGGCAUUGUCUCUAAAGAGUUCUAUCCUAACACUUUCGCCGUGGGUCUCGCCUUUUGCGCACCCAAAUAUGUGUCGCUUAUGUUGCGACAUGAUCCAACUCUGAUCACGACCAGAUCGAAAGCUUGGCCACCUCUGCUAGUGUCUCUACUAUAG
Alternaria conjuncta is the source of this 2187-nucleotide messenger RNA. RefSeq lists its product as uncharacterized. Bases 1 to 2187 code for a protein of 728 amino acids. The transcript is spliced from 2 exons. The record is from RefSeq and is a predicted model, not a curated record. NCBI's taxonomy places the organism in Eukaryota, Fungi, Ascomycota, Dothideomycetes, Pleosporales, Pleosporaceae.